Molecule: messenger RNA, 1038 nt
Organism: Schistocerca piceifrons (Central American locust)
Lineage: Eukaryota; Metazoa; Arthropoda; Insecta; Orthoptera; Acrididae
Exons: 3
Coding region: 1-1038 (345 amino acids)
Biological process (GO): sensory perception of smell; detection of chemical stimulus involved in sensory perception of smell
Cellular component (GO): plasma membrane
Molecular function (GO): odorant binding; olfactory receptor activity
Source: RefSeq, a predicted model, not a curated record
AUGAGUUGGGAAUCGGAAGAGGCGAAGCAGCUGACAUGGGAGUACGCUACAAAAUCUGUGCUGAAAUGCAAUAUACGGAUACUCCAUAUGGUGGGCCUGUGGCCACUGACGGGCUCGUUGCUGUUUCGCUCAUCCACAGCCACCAUCGUCGUGCUCUGCGUGGCCCAUAUUGCAGAAGCAGCUGUCAACCUGUGCACCCUACACGGCGGCCUGCAGGAUUUUACACUGGCGCUGUCCAACGUGUCAGUAGUUUGCGUAGGCGUGCUCAAGCUUACCUUCUUCCUGCGCCACGAGCGGAGCUAUUGUCGACUUGUGAGAGUGCUGGACGCUCUGGUGGACAGCCAGAGGGAGUACGUGCAUGCUGAGCCACCACUGGCGGCUCUCUUCAAGGCCACGCAGAAGCGGACCGUGCGGGUCACCAUCGGCUUCCUGGUGUACGCCAUCACGCAGCUGGUGGCCUGGUCCUUCGCUCCUCUGAUCGCUGCCCCGGGCACCAGGAGACUACCCUUCCAGCAGUUACCUCUGACGGACGCGACCGCCUUUCUCAUUUACGAACUGUCUUACGCCAUGCAAGUCAUUUCCAUUAUAUUCAUAGCAUUAAUCAAUUGUCAAAUGGACUGCUUCUUCAUGGCGACUAUGCUGCACACCGCUGCCCAGCUCCGAAUUUUGGCAGCCCGGAUUAAAAACCUGAAGCUGCACAACGAAGAUAUGCGGACGGUAUUUAGAUCAGAUGAAGAAGCGGAAGUUCAGGUGUCUGCUGAGCGCGACAGUACAUACAACAACCUGUGUCUCUGCAUCAAGACACAUCAGCAACUCGUAAGGUUCGUCCGUCACCUGGACCGCAUAAUGAGUCCCAUCGCAAUGAUGCAGCUGGGUCUUGGAGUUUUCAACGGGUGCAUGCUAAUAUUUCCGGCGGCAUAUAGCGCAGAGAGCGACGCCCUGGUGAAGUGCCUGGCAGCCGUGCCCACCAUCAGCACGCAGCUGCUGCUCUACUGCCUGGGGGCUCACAGCGUGCGGGAGCAGGUCAGCAGCUCCUAA